Molecule: messenger RNA, 1978 nt
Organism: Cylicocyclus nassatus
Lineage: Eukaryota; Metazoa; Nematoda; Chromadorea; Rhabditida; Strongylidae
Source: the annotation of a GenBank genome assembly
GUAUCAUCAUGGGUGACGACUUUAUGGACGAUGAUGAGGAUUAUGGCUUUGAGUAUGAGGAUGACAGUGGAAGUGAACCAGAUGUUGAUCUCGAGAAUCAGUACUACACUGCAAAAGGGCUAAAAAGUGAAGGCAAAAUUGCUGAAGCAAUCGCCAGCUUCGAGAAAGUGCUGAAUUUGGAGCAGGAAAUGGGCGAAUGGGGUUUCAAAGCCUUGAAACAAAUGGUUAAAAUCACAUUUAACACGGGUCAAUUCGAAGCAAUGCUACAGUAUUAUCAAAAGUUGUUGAAAUAUAUCAAGACAGCAGUCACAAAGAACUACUCCGAGAAGUCGAUCAACGCCAUAUUAGACUACAUCUCGACCUCCAAGCAAAUGGAUCUAUUGCAGAAAUUCUACGAAACCACGUUAGAUGCGCUAAAGGAUGCAAAAAACGAAAGGCUGUGGUUUAAGACAAAUACUAAAUUAGGGAAGCUAUACUUCGAUAUGCACGAAUUUCAGAAAUUGGAGAGGAUCUUGAAGCAGUUGAAGAACUCUUGUAGGACUGAACAAGGGGAGGAAGAUCAGAAGAAGGGAACGCAAUUGUUGGAAAUCUACGCUCUCGAGAUACAGAUGUAUACCGAGCAGAAAAACAACAAGGCCCUUAAAAAGCUGUACGAGCAAGCUCAGCAAGCUAUACAGUCGAAGUCGGCAAUUCCACACCCUCUUAUCCUUGGUGUAAUUAGGGAGUGCGGAGGUAAAAUGCAUCUACGUGAAGGUCAGUUUGAUCGGGCGCACACGGAUUUCUUUGAAGCGUUCAAGAACUAUGACGAAAGCGGAUCACCGAGAAGAAUCACUUGUUUGAAGUAUCUGGUUCUGGCCAACAUGCUUAUCAAAUCUGAUAUCAACCCCUUCGACAGUCAAGAGGCUAAACCGUUCAAGAACGAACAAGAAAUUGUUGCGAUGACCGCAAUGGUCGCUGCUUAUCAAGAAAACAACAUAGACGAGUUUCAAAGAAUUCUGGAACGAAAUCGCGAAAGCAUCAUGCAAGAUCCAUUCAUUCGAGAGCACAUCGAGGAGCUUUUGACUAAUAUCCGAACACAGGUCUUGUUGCGAUUGAUCAAGCCAUACACAAGAAUACGAUUGCAAUAUCUGUCCCAGCAACUCCGUGUGUCGAUAGCUGAAGUGAAGAGGCUGUUGGUAGAUACAAUCCUGGACGAAGGUCUUCCUGCUAGAAUCGACGAGAUCGACAACAUUCUGUACGUGAAACCUACCACAGAACACAAACAAGACUCAUCGCUCUCCAUCUCUGCUAUGAACGGAUGGAUUGACCAGAUCGAUAAGAUGUCCAAGGAUCAGCACGAUCUGCGGCGUGAACUAAACGAGCUGAUCAAAAAGCGUGCUGAAAUCGCGGAGACUUUGGAAGCGCUAGAAAAUCAAAUUUACAACUUUGAAGGUUCUUAUCUCGAAGAAACAGCAGAAUAUGGAAAUGUGAUCAAAGGUUGGGACCGAUACGCUCUCGCGAUGCCUCCAUCAAAAUCUGGAGUGAAGUUAGACAAAAAGUCUACCUCUCGAAAAGCAGAUAAGGAUGCCGAUAGAUUGUUUUCUUACUCAUCCGUGACAUCUCCUGCCGCACUGAAACACGCACAACAACCACCUCCACCGACCAUAACCUCGUCAGGGGCACCGCUAACACCAACAAUGCUCAAGAAUGAUAACAUGGACGACGAAUCAUCUCGAGAGAUGAGAAGGUCCAAAAAGAGGAAAGCUGAACCGGACUACUAAUUUUGAUAAGUUUUCACAGCCUUAUACAUAAAUGUACCAAGUUUCUAUGUCUUUGUAGUUACUAGAUUGUAUGACCAACGUCGUACUCCUGGAUCAGCCUAUCUUAUACACAUAUUUAUUUUACUGAUUGUAAGUUAGCAGCUCGAGUUUUAACUGUGUGAGUUCGAAUGUUUGUAUCUUACUGGCUUUCAAAUUUGGUGGCAGUAACUGUUUAACAC